UUUCGGUUGAAGAACCCGUCGGUCACAUGUGAGUGUCGAUAAAUAUCUUAGUAUAAUCGUGAAUACUAUUUAAUUACUCUUAUUUAAUAAUUUUAUCACUCCACACCAUAGUUUAAAAAACAUCUAACACAAUGGGUGACAUCGAGGACACACACUUCGAGACCGGAGACUCUGGUGCCUCCGCCACCUUCCCUAUGCAAUGCUCGGCCCUCCGCAAAAACGGUUUCGUCAUGUUAAAGGGGCGUCCCUGCAAAAUUGUUGAGAUGUCCACCUCCAAGACUGGCAAGCACGGUCACGCUAAAGUUCACUUGGUCGGAAUUGAUAUAUUUAAUGGAAAGAAAUACGAAGAUAUUUGCCCCUCUACCCACAACAUGGACGUACCUCACGUGAAGCGCGAGGACUACCAGCUGACUGACAUCUCGGACGACGGCUACCUGACCCUGAUGGCUGACAACGGCGACCUUCGCGAGGACCUCAAGAUUCCCGAUGGCGACCUCGGCACACAGCUGCGCUCCGACUUCGACAGCGGCAAAGAACUUCUGUGCACCGUGCUAAAGUCCUGCGGUGAGGAGUGUGUCAUCGCAGUUAAGGCAAAUACAGCCCUGGACAAAUAAACCGACUCGGCAUUUAUAGGGAUAUAACAAGCAUAUAAUUUUUUUUACAAUCAACAACUCUUACAUAAUGUAAAAGAAUAUUUUGUAUAAUUUAAAGUAAGAUAUUAAAGGUUUGGCGUGGAUACGAGCUCGCGUCCGUUUCUCAGGUUAGCCUCGGGGCACUCCGGUCAUCGGGGCGGGGGCAGUGGUUGUGACAUGUGACCCAAAGCUGACCGUCUACGGACGGUCUGACAGUCUUUAGCCGAAGUGCCGGCUAAUUUAUUUAUUCCCAUUCCGAGGUCAACGUGAGAAACGGACUCCGCGUCAAAUUGGCCAAAACUUCAA
This is a messenger RNA of Aricia agestis (brown argus), 938 nucleotides long. It is a transcript of the gene eEF5, whose product is annotated as eukaryotic translation initiation factor 5A. Gene Ontology annotation, biological process: positive regulation of translational termination; positive regulation of translational elongation. The transcript has 4 exons. Gene Ontology annotation, molecular function: ribosome binding; RNA binding; translation elongation factor activity. Lineage: Eukaryota; Metazoa; Arthropoda; Insecta; Lepidoptera; Lycaenidae. Bases 132 to 614 code for a protein of 160 amino acids. The record is from RefSeq and is a predicted model, not a curated record.